UCCUGAACGCGUCUCCGGGCGGUAGUGUUUCUUUUUCUGCUCAGCUCCACUCGCUCUUUCUCACGUUUCUCAUUCUGGAGUCACUUUCUGCUGCGCCCUGUCGCUUUUACCCCACUUCUCUGCGCGGGUUUAGUCACCGAUUUAUGCAAAUACGAGUCUGGGUCCGCCCCGCGUCCAAAGUGCGCGCUCGCGGGUUGAGAAGCAUGUUAAAGGGCACCGCUCCUCCCCGCGGCGCCUUUCCCUCUCCUGCCUGCCCCGGUUUUACCUCGGUGCCGUUCUGACCCGGUUUCCGCGCAGGUUCCGACCCGAAAAUGGAGCGUGCCGGCGGCGGAGCGGAGCCGAGCCGCGCGCAGAGACGCACGGUGAUCUGGGCCACGUACGCCAUCGCGACUCUGGACAUUACGUGGAUGUUUCUGCAGUUUUCAGUGACUCCCUUUUUGGCGAAGAAGUUGGGCUUUGACACGCUGUGGUUCGGAUACCUGCAGACGCUGGUGGGAGUUUUGCAGCUCAUCGGAAAUCCGCUGUUUGGGAGGUUCGGGGAUCUGUUCGGGGCCAAGGCGGCUCUGACUCUGUCCUGCGGAGCCAACGUCGUCUUCUUCCUGCUCCUGGCCUCGGCGGAACAUCCCGUCAUGCUCUUCAUCCACAAACUGCCCACGCUCUUCAUGCACGUUCUGCCCGCGUCUCAGAUGGUGGUGACUGACCUCUCGGAGCCCGACAGGAGAGCAGACGCGCUCUCCAAACUGGGGCUGUGCUUCGGCGUCGGGAUGCUGACGGGCUCCACGCUGGGAGGGCAUCUGAACACACUCUACGGAGAGAAGGUGACGGCGUGUGUGGGCGCUGUGGGCGGGGCCUUCAGUCUCCUCCUGGUCCGAAUGUUCAUCCCGAAAAACACCAAAGCUCCAACCAAAGCCAAGACCGAAGGAGAGAAGAAGUCCCUGUUCAGUUUGGGGGAGAUCACUAGAUUACUCAAGUAUCCGGGAGUCGUUCCAACUUUUAUUGUGAAAAUCGUGGCAGGUAUUCCCACAGGGAUGUUCCAGUCGAUGUUUAUGAUCAUCGCUCUGGACGUCUUCAAACUGGACCCGAAAGAGAACGGGUACCUCAUGGCUUUCUUCGGGAUUUCCCAAAUGUUUAUCCAGGGGGCGGUGGUGGGUCGACUCACAGCUCGUUUUAAAGAACCCACCCUCCUCCUGAUCUCCAUCGUCGCCUCUGCAGCUGUGGGGCUCGGACAGGCGUACAUGCUUCACUCUGGUCUCUUAUUUUGA
This is a messenger RNA of Boleophthalmus pectinirostris (great blue-spotted mudskipper), 1262 nucleotides long. It is a transcript of the gene slc67a1, whose product is annotated as solute carrier family 22 member 18. The transcript is spliced from 9 exons. Gene Ontology annotation, biological process: transmembrane transport. The record is from RefSeq and is a predicted model, not a curated record. NCBI's taxonomy places the organism in Eukaryota, Metazoa, Chordata, Actinopteri, Gobiiformes, Gobiidae. Gene Ontology annotation, molecular function: transmembrane transporter activity. The coding region runs from base 312 to 1262 and encodes 316 amino acids.